AUGCUAGCAUGGAAGAAACAUGCCUUGGCCGGAGCGCUCGACCACCAGCCGCAAGUGCGAAGCGAUCGCCGGCAGAUCGUCGCAGACGUCCGCCGCGAGCUGCUGGCAAGCGCCGGCCUGCAGCUGCCGUCGCUGACGGGCGACCCGGUCGCGGAGGCGCUUCUUCGCGGCGACUGGCUCAGCUUGCUUCCUGCCGGUCUCAUCGACGACCAGACGGUCAUCGCCGAGCUACUGCUGCGUCAGCAGCAGCAGCGUCUCGGCGUGCCGCUGCCGAACAUGCACGUGCGCGACGCCGAGGUGGACCCUGCCAGCAGUUCCUCGGCUAGGUGA
Molecule: messenger RNA, 330 nt
Organism: Tilletiopsis washingtonensis
Lineage: Eukaryota; Fungi; Basidiomycota; Exobasidiomycetes; Entylomatales
Exons: 2
Coding region: 1-330 (109 amino acids)
Source: RefSeq, a predicted model, not a curated record